Macrosiphum euphorbiae (potato aphid) is the source of this 1440-nucleotide messenger RNA. The record is from the annotation of a GenBank genome assembly. Lineage: Eukaryota; Metazoa; Arthropoda; Insecta; Hemiptera; Aphididae.
AUGAAACACGUAUUUUUUCAAAUACAAAAUGAGCAAUGUCAUACUCCAGGGCUAGGAUGUUCGUUUAUGAAUGUUGAACUAAUAAACGAAAUUACAAAAGGUUUUGCUACAAAAUGGAUUUUUAAAUGUAAAAUGUGUAACCUAUUGACUACACUGGAAUCGGAAAACAACGAUCUAAACUAUAUACCGAUUAACAAAGCAAUUGUUAAUGGCACGUAUGCAAUUGGUAUAGGAUACACACAACUAGCUGAAUUUUCGGCAAGUUUAGAUGUUCCAUGUAUGGCCCCCUCGACAUAUAUAAAAUAUAGUGAGGAAAUAAGUAUGCAUAUGGAAACUACAGCAUGGAGUGUUAUGGAACUCGCUGGUAUAGAAGAAAAAAAGUUGGCUUUUGAGGCAGGUGAUAUAGAUAGUGAUGGUAUACCUAUGUGCCCUGUUGUUGCUGAUGGCCAAUGGAGUAAGCGCAGCUACAAGACGAAAUACGACGCAUUUUCAGGAGCGGCCACUAUAAUUGGAUUUCGGACGAAAAAAAUAUUAUUUAUUGGAAUAAGAAAUCGGUACUGUGUGAUUUGCGAAAGAGCGAAAACCAUCGGUAAAUCUCCCAUGACCCACAAGUGCUUUUUAAAUUGGAAGAAUGGUGCUACCAGCAUAGAAGCCGAUGCUAUAGCAGAAGGAUUUUUAUGCAGCGUUAAAAUGCACGGUUUAAAAUUUAAACAGUUAAUUGGAGACGGAGAUAGUAGUGUUUGUAAAAGAUUAAAUGAAGUUAUGCCGUAUGGACCUACAUUUUUAAUUGAGAAAAUUGAAUGUAGAAAUCACAUACUUCGUAAUUAUGGACAAAAAAUAAUGCAUUUAACAAGGAAAACUGAGUACCCGGGUUUUAUACGAAAAUUUAUAUCAAAGAAUGUACUAAGAUUUCGGACAGCUAUAACAAAAGCAAUAAAGUAUAGAAAUCGAAUUGAUGAAUCACAUUAUAACAAAAUUGAAGGAUUACAUAAACCAUACUUAGCCGCUAGCCCUGAUGGUUUAAUUGGCAAUACAGCUGUUUUGGAAAUUAAAUGUCCUUUUUCGAUCAAAGAUACGAAUGAAUUACAAACAGCGGUCGACAAUAAAAAGAUACCUUAUGUAACUAUUGUAGACGGGAAAAUGAAAUUAAAAAAAACUAGUUCAUACUAUUAUCAAGUACAGGGACAAUUAAAAAUAACAAAAAGGAAUGUAUGUUAUUUUGUUGUAUACUCCGAAAAAUGGAUUGAAUAUGACGUAAUCGAUUACGACGAAAGAUUUUGGUAUUCUAAAAUGGAUAUUCAGUUAGAGACAUUUUAUAAAGAAUGUCUUCUGCCAGAAUUGGUUGAACCACGUUUAGUUGUUAAUAAACGGAAAGAUGCUAAGAAAUGGGAAAAUGCAAAUUAUGCUGAAGUUAAAAAUAAUUUAAUAUUGAACAGUUGA